CCGCAGUCGUAGAGUGUGUGACUAUACUACAGGUCCUCCAAACCAUAGAUAACGCCGAGCUAGAGAGUCUCUUUCGAGCGCCGCUCUAUUCUCUGUUUAACUAAGGAGAAAAAGUGUGUCUACAGAUACUCAGCUUUUGCAAAUUUGGCGGGAGUGCUGCAAUGAUGGCAGAGGCCGGGGCUGUUGUGUUAGGUGAUGGGUCACAGAACAGCUCAGGAGGCAGCAGUGGCGAUGUUGCGAUUAAGAAAAACAAAGGUCCUCAUGUUGUGAAAUCCCGUUAUAUGCAGUAUGACAAGGGCAAGAUUGCAAAGAAAAAUUUGUCUAAUACAACAGUGUGUUCUGGUGGGAAGGCCUCAGAUAAGAGUGGCAGCGGGACCCCUACUCGGAGAUCCAUAGCUCCUCAGCGAAUGAAAGGUCUGCCAGGUGUGCCUUCCAGUGCCAUGGAUGGAAACCUUUUCUGGAAAGAAGACCUGCAGUCGACUUUAUUAGAUGGACACAGAGCUGGCCGUCCAGAACUGGACCUUUCUGUAAUUAAUGAUAAAACCAUGCAGAGAUCAACUCCUAAGUCAGUGUCUGCUUCGGAACAGAAAAAAGCGAAAAAAGACACCUCUUCUGUAAACGCUUUUCCUGACGACAUGGUAGAGAUGUUGGAAUCCCAAACCUUAUUGUUAACAUAUCUUGCGAUGAAGAUGCAGAAGAAUCUUGGUCGUCUCGAAGAGAAGGCUGAAAGGAGUCUGUUAAUAGUUAGUGACGAGAAGGAUCACUUGCAGGAAAUGGUGCACAAACUCAGACGGGAGAAAAUGCUUUUUCAGAGAGAAGAGGAACUCAAAGAUUUGUUAGAGAAGCAGACUGAAGCUUUGGCGCCCUCUGUCGAAGCCAAAGAAACUUUCAAGGACAAUUACCGAACAUUUGCCUUGGCUCUUGACUGUACCAGACACCAACUGCCCAUAAAGGAUAUUCAUAUUGCUGGCACCCGGCAGAGAUACCUUGAGGAGCUGCAGAAACACUUGGAAAUCUCCAAAUCACUCCUGGACGAGACUGUAUCAUCCUCAUCUGGGGAAAAUGCAGAAUUAUUUGGCACAAUCAAGGACCUGGAAGAUACUGUGCGCAAGACUGAUGCAGAACUUUCACGGACUUUCCACCAGGUUUUGGACUUAUCAUUCAAAGUCAACAAAGAAAUCUCUUUACAGAACCAGAAGGCUGUGGAGGAAAGCUGUGAGCUGGAUGUGGUGAAGCAGUGGUAUUUUGACCAGGCCAUUCCUUAACCCUACAAAAA
This is a messenger RNA of Spea bombifrons (plains spadefoot toad), 1276 nucleotides long. It is a transcript of the gene HAUS8, whose product is annotated as HAUS augmin like complex subunit 8. NCBI's taxonomy places the organism in Eukaryota, Metazoa, Chordata, Amphibia, Anura, Pelobatidae. The transcript has 11 exons. The record is from RefSeq and is a predicted model, not a curated record. The coding region runs from base 162 to 1265 and encodes 367 amino acids.